AUGUCAACCUCAUCUUCAGAUGCUGCGAGGGAUAUUUCGGAGAACGCAAGCACUACACCCAAAUACAAUGAAACUACCACCGAAAAGAGAACUGAUAUCGGAGAUGGCACAAAUUUAAAGAGUCGAGAUGAGGGUUUUCGGAAAGUGCAAAGUAUUGGCAGUGGCCGUUUCAAAAAUCCAGGCAUCGGUAGAAUAAGUAAUGGAUUGGGAGGUAUUGGAAAAAUACCUAGCAAUUCAAAUGUAUUUGAUAGCACUGCUCUCUCUUACGAAUCGAUUGACAAAAUCGAAUGA
Messenger RNA from Acaulospora colombiana, 291 nucleotides. NCBI's taxonomy places the organism in Eukaryota, Fungi, Glomeromycota, Glomeromycetes, Diversisporales, Acaulosporaceae. The record is from the annotation of a GenBank genome assembly.